This is a messenger RNA of Anisakis simplex (herring worm), 276 nucleotides long. Lineage: Eukaryota; Metazoa; Nematoda; Chromadorea; Rhabditida; Anisakidae. The record is from the annotation of a GenBank genome assembly.
GUAUCACAAGGAGAGAAAUGGGGGGACGUUGCCCAGGCGAUGGGGGUCUCAGAGGGGGUGGCAGUCUCCGAAUACGCGGUGAAGGUGUUGUAUAUGAGAUAUUUGUCGAAAUACGAGCAGAAUGAGUUGGUGGGAGAUGCGGAGGAUACGGAAACGGAUUUAUUGGGCUCGAGGAGCCGGGGGAAGGGGUUCUCUUCACUGGCCACUGCGGACUGCCCUGUGAGUGUGACGAAUAGACAGAAUUAUGGUGGACUUUUUUCGAGUGAGGACGGAUAG